Pangasianodon hypophthalmus (striped catfish) is the source of this 1629-nucleotide messenger RNA. It is a transcript of the gene polr2c, whose product is annotated as RNA polymerase II subunit C. Gene Ontology annotation, cellular component: RNA polymerase II, core complex. Gene Ontology annotation, molecular function: protein dimerization activity; DNA-directed RNA polymerase activity. Gene Ontology annotation, biological process: DNA-templated transcription. NCBI's taxonomy places the organism in Eukaryota, Metazoa, Chordata, Actinopteri, Siluriformes, Pangasiidae. The transcript has 9 exons. The record is from RefSeq and is a predicted model, not a curated record. Bases 148 to 975 code for a protein of 275 amino acids.
UAUACUGGACCAAUGAGACGGCAGUGAAUGUUAUUGUGGCGAAGAAGCGCCGAGCGGUAAACGCUGUAAAGAAAUUUAUGAAAGAUACAGAGCACUCGUUUUGUUUUUAGCGCUUACAUUUUUAUUUUUAUUUGAUUAUUGCUGAGGAUGCCGUAUGCUAACCAGCCGACAGUGAAAAUCACAGAGCUGACGGACGAAAAUGUGAAGUUUGUAAUCGAGAACACGGACCUGGCGGUUGCCAACUCCAUCAGGCGAGUGUUUAUGUCUGAGGUUCCAACCAUCGCAAUCGACUGGGUUCAGAUCGACGCCAAUUCUUCAGUUCUCCAUGACGAGUUCAUCGCGCACAGAGUGGGGCUCAUACCGCUGACCAGCGAUGACAUCGUAGACAAAAUGCAGUACUCAAGGGACUGCACAUGCGAUGAUUUCUGUCCAGAGUGCUCAGUCGAACUCACACUGGACGUGAGAUGCACGGAAGAUCAGACACGUCACGUGACUUCACGGGAUCUGCUGUCCAAUAACCCUCGAGUUAUCCCCGUGACGUCCAGAAGUCGGGAUAAUGACCCCAACGACUACGUAGAACAGGAUGACAUCCUGCUGGUGAAGCUCCGAAAGGGCCAGGAGCUCCGACUCCGAGCGUACGCCAAGAAGGGCUUCGGGAAGGAACACGCCAAGUGGAACCCGACAGCAGGGGUGGCCUUCGAGUACGACCCAGAUAACGCGCUGAGACACACAGUGUACCCCCGUCCUGAGGAAUGGCCGAAGAGUGAGUACUCGGAGCUCGAGGAGGAAGAAGUCCAAGCUCCAUACGACCCCAACGGCAAACCAGAGCGGUUUUACUAUAACGUCGAGUCGUGCGGUUCUCUCCGGCCCGAGACGAUCGUGAUGUCUGCGCUGGCCGUGCUCAAGAAGAAACUGAGCGACCUGCAGACACAGCUGAGCCACGAGAUCCAGAGUGACGUCCUCACCAUCAAUUAAGCAGAGUUAGGAGAGCGUUUGACUGCAGCGUAGUGUCAAGUUCAUGCACUCGAGGAGGGAGAGAGAGAGAGAGAGAGAGGUGUACUUUUUUUGUGUUUUGUGGAGAGAUGUACAGCAGGAUGUGGGUUUAUAUAUUUUGUACUUGUUGGAUGUGGGUGGUGGGGAGCUCUUGCUGAUGAAUCCGUGAAUAAAUAGUCUUGAUAAAUGCAAAACUGGAUUUCGAAUUUAAUUAUAUUCACUGCAUUUGAGGGGGAAAAACACGGUUUAGUGGGCAAGGUUUUGUAAUAUUGAGCAAAAUGUUGUAGGUACUGUUGGGCCUUGAGUGAGACGUUUAAUCGAUAACUGCUUGGCUGAGAGCUUAGCGUGCUUUCAUAAUAUUUUUUCUUCCAGAAAUAGUGCCAGCUAACAAUGCACAACUGGUCAGAAGAUGAACAAGAAUGAAACAAAUGCACUCCUGAGAGCUCCUGUGCAGCCAUUUGCUCAUUUACUUUUGCUUUAGUGAACUGUUUGGGGAAAAGCUAGAAACCAGGAAAUUCACUUCUAUAGUCUUCUUGUACGCAAAGGUAAAAUCAUGAUAAUGAUUAAAAUGUAUGAUGUCUGAGUGUACAAAAUUUUCCAAAAAUAUCUUCUGGAAUUUAAUUUUUUUUUUGUUGU